Dichomitus squalens LYAD-421 SS1 is the source of this 1764-nucleotide messenger RNA. Its product is annotated as S-adenosyl-L-methionine-dependent methyltransferase. The transcript has 9 exons. Lineage: Eukaryota; Fungi; Basidiomycota; Agaricomycetes; Polyporales; Polyporaceae. Gene Ontology annotation, molecular function: O-methyltransferase activity. The record is from RefSeq and is a predicted model, not a curated record. The annotation marks the transcript as partial.
AUGACGUUCACCGCCCUUCGUGCUCUGCAUACUUUGAUCGGCGAGGCGCUGGACGACAUCGAGCGCAUCUACCGCGACGCCUCCCAUGCCGACUCCCCCACGCCCACCACGCCCUACACCGUCCUUACAGGCCUAUCGCCCUACACGCCCUACCUCCGCAGAGGCUCUCGCGACGAAGAUGCAUUAGCAGCCAGCUCACCGGACGAGGAGCUGUCCGUGUCCGCCGCCCGCUCCCCCAAGACCCCUCUCCAGGGCCGUCAAGCGCGCCAAGGCUCCAUCGGGGGCAUCCCCUUCCCGCCCUCGACCGCGAGCACUAGCGCGGGCUCGGCAGAGGGCACGGUCCAGCAGCUCGACUUUCCCGGGCUCGACGCGGCCUACUAUCCCACAGAGACGCACGAGCCCGAGGUGGACACCGCGGAGAGCCUCGCAUCACACCCGGACGUCAUCGCGGCCACGAACCGGAUAGUGGCCGCCUGCGGCCAGAUCAGCGCGACCGUCCACCGGCCCUUCCUUACCCUUUGCGACGCCGCCAUGGGGUACCAUCUUCCGGCGUGCUUGAGGUUCCUGGAAGCGAGCCAUACGGUCGAGAUCCUGCGCGCCGCCGGCCCGCAUGGUAUGCACGUCCGCGAACUCAGUCGGCGCGUCAACGUCGACGAGGGGAAGCUCAGCCAUAUUCUGCGUUUGCUCGCUACACACCACAUCACUCGCGAGGUCCGGCCGAACGUGUUCGCGAACAACCGUAUAUCAGCCAUUGUGGAUUCUGGAAAGUCGUGGGAGGAGCUCCGGAAAGCCCCACAGGACAAGUACGAGGCGACGAACGGCAUCGCCGCGUUCGUCAGCCUAUGGCACCUGUUCAAGUCUGCAGCGUACCUCGCGGACUGCUACCUCCCGUCACUCUCGGGCAAGGCCGCCGAAGAUGCUCCGCCUAUGCACGCACCUUUUAACGUGGCGUUUGACACCAACACGCCGUACUUUGAAUGGCUCGAGCGGCCAGGGAACGAGGUGCGCCUGAAGCGAUUCGGACCCGCCAUGACGGGCACGGCCGCUUGGGAGAUCCCGGGCGCUGUCACCGUUGCUUUCCCGUGGCAGGAACUGCCGGACGAUUCGCUCGUAGUGGACGUGGGCGGAGGCAUCGGCUCCACGGCGAUGCUGCUCGCGCAUACGUUCCCACACCUCAGGUUCGUCAUCCAGGACAGGCCCCAGGUGGCGGAGCAGGGCAUCGCGGCAUGGCGCGAACGCUGUCCGGAGAUGCUCGACUCCGGACGGGCGAUGUUUCUGGGGCACGACUUCUUCUUGCCCCAGCCACCGCUCGUCCUUCCAGGCUCUGCGUCGCAGGAGCCGGGAACGCCCGCCGUGUACGUUCUGAGGGUCGUCACGCACGACUGGCCCGAUACGUUUGUGGUCAAGAUCCUCUUGAAUUUGCGGAAAGCUGCUGGACCAAAUACGAAGCUGCUCAUCGCCGACCACAUCCUCUCGCACGCGUGUGUCGACGAGCACGAAGACCUGGCCGCGAGCGGACCUGGCGGACAGCUACCCGUCUCUGGGAUGGUGCGCUCCUUGGCACCCGAGGGCUCUCCGCUUCUCCCGAACCUCGGCAAGGCGAACGCAAACGCGUAUUGGCUGGACCUGACGAUGCGAGUAACGUUCAACGCGCAGGAACGCACGCUGCGCGAGAUGGCGGCGCUCACGGCGAUGGCGGGCUGGCAGAUCGUCGCCGUCGCGCACGGCGAGGAGAGCCUCUUUGGCCACAUCACCGCGGUGCCC